This is a messenger RNA of Mugil cephalus (flathead mullet), 2616 nucleotides long. RefSeq names its product beta-galactosidase-1-like protein 2. Lineage: Eukaryota; Metazoa; Chordata; Actinopteri; Mugiliformes; Mugilidae. The transcript is spliced from 19 exons. Gene Ontology annotation, molecular function: beta-galactosidase activity. Gene Ontology annotation, biological process: carbohydrate metabolic process. The record is from RefSeq and is a predicted model, not a curated record. The coding region runs from base 322 to 2247 and encodes 641 amino acids. Gene Ontology annotation, cellular component: vacuole.
CUUAUUCUGAUACAUACUAACUCCUCGCGUAAUAGCGAGCUAACUAUUAUUUUUCACGGACCAUGUUUUUUUUUUUUUUUUUUUUGAAUAAUUAAUCCCGGAAGUAGGCAUCCUGGCGUUAUGUGGUAGCUCAGUUUUAUUGGCGUUAUCAUGCCGUUUAUGACGUUCUCAAGAUAGCAUAACGUUAUUUUAAAUACUCGGAAACAGGUUUAGAGGAGAGCUCCGACGUGUUACAUUAUGCGUUUUAAUUCGCGUAAACUCAAGAAACCUACCUGAAGUCGGGCUGUUUUUUUUUUUGUUUGUUUGUUUUUUGUUUUGCCAAUGGAAAGCUCGUUGGUGUUUGGUGUUCGUCUGUCUCUAAAACAAAGAUAUGUUGUACUGCUCUGCUUUUCUAUUGCAGCCAUUGUUGCUUAUCACUUUACAAGGAGCCGCCCCGAAGUGAGAAGAAUGGACCGCGUGGAGGGUCUGAGGGCUGACUCGUCUCAGUUCACCCUGGAGAGAAAACCCUUUCGCAUCCUGGGAGGCUCCAUCCAUUACUUCCGCGUCCCCAGAGCCUACUGGGAGGACCGGCUGCUGAAGAUGAAGGCCUGUGGCCUCAAUACUCUCACAACAUAUGUACCGUGGAACCUGCAUGAGCCUGAGCGAGGGGUGUUCAACUUUGAGGAUGAUCUGGAUAUAGAAGCCUUCCUCCGCCUUGCAGCCGACCUGGGCCUCUGGGUGAUUCUGCGUCCGGGACCGUACAUUUGUGCUGAAUGGGAUUUAGGGGGACUACCCAGUUGGCUACUACGAGAUCCCAACAUGAAACUGAGGACGACCUACUCGGGAUUCACUGAUGCAGUCGACUCCUUCUUUGAUCAGCUCCUCAAGAAAGUCAUUUCUUAUCAGUACUCCAAGGGUGGCCCGAUUAUAGCAGUUCAAGUGGAGAACGAAUAUGGCUCCUAUGCUAAAGAUGAAGCGUACAUGCCUUACAUCAAGGAGGCGUUGCUGUCAAGGGGCAUCAGUGAGCUGCUGGUGACCUCAGACAACAAGGACGGGCUCCAGCUCGGAGGAGUGAAAGGAGCACUGGAGACCAUCAAUUUUCAGAAACUGGACAAAAAUGAGAUCAAGUAUCUGGAUGAGAUACAACCUCAGAAACCUAAGAUGGUGAUGGAGUACUGGUCUGGCUGGUUUGAUCUGUGGGGAGGCCUCCAUCAUGUAUUCACUGCUGAGGAGAUGAUUCCUGUGGUCACAGAAAUUCUUAAACUGGACAUGUCCAUCAACCUUUACAUGUUCCACGGGGGGACGAAUUUCGGCUUCAUGAGCGGGGCAUUUGCGGUCGGGAUACCGGCACCUAAACCUAUGGUCACAAGCUACGAUUACGAUGCUCCAUUAUCCGAGGCUGGGGAUUACACCACCAAGUACCAUCUUCUGAGGAAUUUAUUCAGCCACUACCACACCCAGCCUCUCCCUGAACUGCCCACUCUCCACGAGAAGAGAGCGUACCAGCCCGCUGUCAUCCAGCAGCACCUGUCUCUGUGGGACUGUCUGCAUUUCAUUGACAAGCCUUUGAAGUCAGAGAAGCCGGUGAACAUGGAGAAUCUCCCCGUCAACAAUGACAAUGGUCAGUCCUACGGCUACACGCUGUACGAGACCGUCAUCACCAGUGGAGGAGUCCUCAACUCCAAGAACAACGUCAGGGACAGGGCUCUGGUGUUUUUGGACAAACAUUGUGUUGGUGUUCUGGACUACAAGGUGCAAGAAAUUGUGCUGCCUGAUGGGAAGGGACAAAGAACUCUAGGUUUGCUGGUGGAGAACUGUGGCAGAGUGAAUUAUGGGAAAACCCUGAACGAAGAGCGCAAAGGUCUUGUUGGAGACGUUGAGUUAAACAAGCAGCCCCUCCGAGACUUCAUUAUUCAUAGUCUGGAAAUGAAGCCAAGCUUUGUAAACAGGCUUGUGAGUUCAGGCCAGUGGAAGCCGAUGCGCCAGCAGCCGUCCUUUCCGGGGUUUUUCCAGACCAUGCUCUACGUGAACAGCUCACCUAAGGACACCUUCAUCAAACUCCCUGGUUGGAGCAAAGGAGUUGUGUUUAUCAAUGGAAAGAAUUUGGGACGCUACUGGUCAGUUGGUCCUCAGCAGACUCUCUAUGUCCCAGGUCCCUGGCUUCACCGAGGGGAGAAUCAGGUCAUAGUGUUCGAGGAGCAGGAAACAGAUGGUAAAGUCCAGUUCUCCAGCACCCCUGACUAUGGCAUGACCGUUGAUGUCCAGUGAGAACGAGAGGUGAGGAGGGGAAGGGUGGACGAGGAGAGGAGGAGGAUGACAGCGCCUGCCGGGAGCUGCUUCCACGCGCCCUGCCUCCACCGGCGGCUCUCACAAGUGACACGUGUCAGUGGCCAUGACAUCACCAGUACAGCACUGUAAAGUUGUUUUAAUUACUGAUCAGAUUGACAACACUUGAAUAAUAUCUUUCAUUUUCAUAGCAGGAUUGUUGACCUGCACUCUUAACCGGAGACCAAGAAACUGUGAAAGAGAAUGAUCUUUGUUUCUCUGAAAGACUUAAUGUAUUGGUUACAUUCAGGCUGUGUAAUAACAAAACGUGAAUAAAGACGGGGUGACCUCUGAGUCGCUAACCAAGGUUGA